AUGGCAUGGUAUCCUUCCUAUGUCAUUACAUUGAUAUUUCUGUGCGUGGUCUUUUUCUCCUACAGUGCUUGGGACUGGACCAGUUUCAUGGCACAUGUCUUCCUAAUCAGCGGCAGCUUCCAAGAACAUCGAGAGGCUGUAUUUCCUUAUUUGCCUUGCAGUUGGUGGUUCACUUGCCUGGCUGCCUACACAUUGGCGUGGCUUCCCAUGCACAACAUCCUGAAACUUAGCAGCGACUCCGUCAUUUGGACGAUGUUUGUCAUGGCAACUGCCGUGGUGGUCCCGUCAGUGCUCCUGGAGUGGCUUUUCUUCAAGGACAUGGCCAUCUUUGAGAUGAUUCAGUACAGUUUCGCCUUCUUUUACGGGCAAGCCUUGGCAGUGUGGCAGGUGAAUCACUGCAUGCUAUUGCAAGUGCAGACGGCCGCACCUUCACGCCAGCUUCGAAUCCUGCAGUCUGGCACUCGUCUGCGGAAUGUUUCUGGUCACAAGCGUCCAGCCACUGUUGGCUUUCUAUUCUAG
Symbiodinium sp. CCMP2592 is the source of this 519-nucleotide messenger RNA. The record is from the annotation of a GenBank genome assembly. Lineage: Eukaryota; Dinophyceae; Suessiales; Symbiodiniaceae.